UGGGCAGAUACUUGUCGGUGAAACUAGUUUUACAAAACCAACACCAACUGCAAAACCAGCUGCUCCGCCCCUUGCUAUAUCAGCCCCCAUACGUACCUUUCUACCAUCGCUCCUAUCUUCAUCUCUACGCAAAAUAAUUAAUGAAUUCGCAGUUUUAAAUUCUGGGUUUCAAUCCCCACAUCAUUUUAGCUGGUGGGUGUUUCUCAAAAUCUGUUCUUGUACUAAUUAGUUCUCGAAAUUUUGAUUAGUUUUAGAAGCUGUUUCAAUGGAGACAAAUGGUAUGUUCUCUAACACGUCUGGAGGGUCGGGAAUGUUAGGGCUUGAAAUGUCGUUAAACCACCAGCAAAAUCCCAACUUCCUUCACCAGCAACCUCCGUUCGCCGCGGCGGCGGCGGCAAAACAAGGGUACCCGUAUGCAGCUCCAAAACAAAGAGCUUCACCCAUUAGCGACGAAGAAGAGCCACAUAGCAACAAUUUGAACAAUCCGUCAACUACUGAGGACAGCGGCGGCGAUGGGAAGUUGAGAAAGGGGUCACCUUGGCAGAGAAUGAAAUGGACGGAUAACAUGGUGAGGUUGUUGAUAAUGGUGGUUUUCUAUAUCGGAGAUGAAGGUGGGUCGGAGCAACCAAGUGGGUCCGACACGGCGGCGAAGAAGAAAGGCGGUGGAGGUGGGGUUUUACAGAAGAAAGGGAAAUGGAAAUCGGUUUCCAGAGCGAUGAUGGAAAGAGGGUUUUACGUUUCUCCACAACAAUGUGAAGAUAAAUUCAAUGAUUUGAAUAAAAGAUAUAAAAGGGUUAACGACAUUUUAGGGAAAGGAACUGCUUGCAAAGUCGUCGAGAAUCAAAGUUUGCUCGAAACCAUGGAUCAUUUAUCGGCGAAAUUGAAGGAAGAAGCCAAGAAAUUACUCAAUUCGAAGCAUCUUUUCUUCAGGGAAAUGUGUGCUUAUCACAAUAGCUGCGGCGGAGGGAGCGGCGGAAGUGGUGCAGCCCACCAUUCUUCACCACCGGAGGUCACCACAACCGAACAGCCUCCACACCACAGACAAAAUUGCGUCCAUUCAAACAACGAAGACGAAGAAGACGACGAUGAGGGAGAAGAUGAUGAAGACGACGGCGAUGGCCACCCCGAUGAGGAGGAGGACGACGGCUUAUCAAGCCGGAAAAGAGGUAGAACCGCAGAAAACGAUGGGCAUGACGGCAUAAUCCAACAAUUUAAUGGCGAAAUCAGUUGUGUGAUGCAAGAUUUGGCAAAAAGCGUAUGGGAAAAGAGGCAAUGGAUGAAGGUAAAGAUGAUGCAAUUGGAAGAACAAAGAGUAGGGUUUCAAGGACAAUCUUACGAAUUAGAGAAGCAAAGAUUGAAAUGGGUGAAAUUUAGCUGCAAAAAAGAGAGAGAAAUGGAGGUGGAGAAGCUAAGGAAUGAAAGAAUGAAGCUUGAGAAUGAAAGAAUGGUGCUUUUGUUAAGGCAAAAAGAGAUGGAAUUGGUUGAUCUUCAACACCAAUACUCAUCUAAUCUUCAUAAGAGAACAACUGAUUAAUCUUCUGUUAAUGGUUGAUGUCAUUUCCUUUUCUGUAGAUAUAUAACUUGUUUUUUUUUUUUACUUAACUUUUGUUUCCAAUGAAUAUCUACGUGUUUAAAAUGCAAAACCGGGUUUGAGGUCA
Messenger RNA from Lactuca sativa (garden lettuce), 1658 nucleotides. Its product is annotated as sequence-specific DNA binding transcription factor. The record is from RefSeq and is a predicted model, not a curated record. Lineage: Eukaryota; Viridiplantae; Streptophyta; Magnoliopsida; Asterales; Asteraceae.